Messenger RNA from Oryzias melastigma (Indian medaka), 2133 nucleotides. It is a transcript of the gene itfg2, whose product is annotated as integrin alpha FG-GAP repeat containing 2. Gene Ontology annotation, biological process: regulation of TOR signaling. The record is from RefSeq and is a predicted model, not a curated record. Gene Ontology annotation, cellular component: KICSTOR complex. The transcript has 12 exons. Lineage: Eukaryota; Metazoa; Chordata; Actinopteri; Beloniformes; Adrianichthyidae. Bases 239 to 1540 code for a protein of 433 amino acids.
AGUUUCUAGGUCACGUGAUUUUGUUUACAGGAAAGCUCCCUUUAGCAACAACAUGCUAACGUUUGCGUCUUUGAAUGAGCUUUAAAAGAAGGAUUGUUGAUAUACUUGUUAGUUUUUGAUUAAAUCUUCUGCUUCUGAAAUGUUUUUAUUUUGACUUUAGGUUUUUGGAGGAUUUUAAAUCAAAUAAAACUAAAAUUUUAGAUGUUUUCUCAGCUGAUCGGAACCUGAAGCCGAACACAUGCGGUCCUUGAACUUUGUCCACCGGAUCAGUCUGGACUUCACCGGAACCAUUUUCCCCCACGCGAUCUGUUUGGGAGACGCAGAUAACGACUCGCUGAACGAGCUGAUCAUUGGAGACACCAGUGGAAAGCUGCUGGUCUACAAGAACGAUGACUCCAAGCCGUGGAUCACCAGAACCUGCGUGGGCAUGCUGACCUGCGUUGCCGUUGGAGACGUCUGCAACAGAGGAAAGAACCUGGUGGUCGCCAUGGGCGCGGAAGGAUGGUUUCACCUGUUCGACCUGACCGCCGCCUCUGCCAGUAAAUCGGACUCCUCCAGCCAGCACGAGUUCCUGUCGUGUGACGAGCAGAGGCCGUUCUUCACCCAGCACAUCCCGGCCAACACCAAAGUCAUCCUCAUCAGCGACAUCGAUGGAGACGGACGCUGCGAGCUGGUGGUGGGUUACACGGACCGAGUGGUGCGAGCUUUCCGCUGGGAGGAGCCGUCCGACGGCGCGGACGCCGGAUCGGGUCAGCUGGUUCUGCUGAAGAAGUGGCUGCUGGAGGGGCAGGUGGACAGUCUGUCGGUGAACCCGGGUCCGGAGGGCCUCCCGGAGCUCAUGGUGUCCCAGCCGGGCUGCGGGUACGCCAUCCUGCUGUGCACCUGGACGCAGCAGGACUCCACAGAGUCCGAGGACGAGGACCCGGCCUCGCCCGGCAGCGAAGGCCCGUCCAGAGACGUACUUCUUCAUCUGACCACCGGGCGGAUCCACAACAAGAACGUCUCCACUCACCUGAUCGGAAACAUCAGCAAAGGCUCCAAAGAGGAAUCCUCCAAAUGUGGACUGUUUGCUCUCUGCACUCUGGACGGAACCCUGAAGCUGAUGGACAGCUCGGAGCAGCUGCUGUGGUCGGUUCAGGUGGAUCAUCAACUUUUUGCUCUGCAGAAGCUGGACGUCACUGGCGACGGCAGAGAGGAGGUGGUGGCGUGCGCGUGGGACGGUCAGACCUACAUCAUCGACCACAACCGAACCGUGGUGCGCUUCCAGUUCGAGGAGAACGUGAACGCCUUCUGUGCUGGUCAGUACACCUGUAAGGAAGGCAAAAACAGCCCCUGUCUGGUCUACGUGAGCUUCAAUCAGAAGAUCUACAUCUACUGGAAGGUGGCGCUGGAGCGCAUGGAGUCCACCAACCUGAUCCGAGUUCUGGAGGAGAAAGCCGACUUUAAGAACCACCUGAAGGCGUUGGGAGUUGAUGCAGAGGAUUCAGCCGCAGUGAAAGACCUGGUGGCCUCUGCGCUGUACCGUCACGCCUCACAGUGACACAUGCCAACACGCAGCCUCGCAUUGGACUGUAAAUACUGCACAAAUAAAGUGGGACUGCUGCUCCUGUCGCCUGCCGCCGCCGUCGUUUGUGUUCCCUGCUGAAGGACGAGUCGGGCUCUGGUUUCUGAGCUGGCGGUUAUCUCAAAGCUGCACGCCGCUUCAGUCAUUGGUAUUCCGUCUGACUCGGUUGCCGUUAACAAGUUGAACGCGUGAGGUACAAUGCAGGGGGAAAGCUGAACCCCCUGAACUGCUGAAGUGCCAGAGGAUGAGCUGCAGAGUUUCCUUCAUCUGCAGGGAAAUGAAGGCCCGCAGACGAAAAGGCUGAGCAGCAGAGGGAUUCUGGGAAAUCCCCCACUGUUCCUCUGGGGAGGAUCCUAUAACCACCUGUGUCGACUGCCUCUGUCUUCCUCAUACAAUAUUAAUGGGAGGGGUGUUUGUGUGGCUGGAAGGGGGGUUAGGCUCAGGUGUCCCGCCGGGACUCCGCCUCUCAUCUGUUCUGUGUGUUUUGGCCUUUAGAGAUGUGAGCGGUUCAUGGCUUCUGCUCUCAGUUCCACCACCCGAAAGAACAAUAAACAAACGUUUGGUCCGUU